AAAUCUAGCGCAUGCUUAUCUGUCAUAUUGGAGCCUACUGAGGAAAAAUCCCACCUCCUUGACUCAAAGCAACCUGCUAAGAUGGCUAAUGAUGGCAGUAGGGAUAAGCUUCUUGGAGGAUCAGGAGCGGGCUACCAGACUCGUGAGACCCAGGAUCAGGUGGACCAGGUGAUGGGGAUAAUGAGGAAUAAUAUUGAUAAAGUUCUGGAAAGAGACUCUAAAAUACAGAACCUUAACGAACGCUCAGAUGCUCUGCAAGUUGGUGCUAAUCAGUUUCUCCAGACUGGAACGCAGUUGAAACGUAAAAUGUGGUGGAAGAACGUCAAGUUUAUGAUAGUGAUCGGAGUGGUGGCAGUUAUUGUGCUUGGAGUAAUAAUCGGUGUCAUAGUAAGUCAGACUAAAAAGAAAAAGGAUCCCCAAUAAAGAAUCAGUGAUAACGGUUGGCUCGCUUGCUUCGACUUACGUGGCACGACUUAAAUUGUUAACCAAUCAAUUAGCAAAUUAUUAACAUGGACAAGGAUUUUAGUUAAUUUAACACAUCAGCAUCGUUAUUUCCUCAGCAUUUGCAGUUCGGGUUUCCGGUUUUUUUGAGUUAUGGUGUAAUGUGCUUUGAGCAUGCGUCGUAAUAUUAAUUAACAAUUUGAUUGACCAAUUAGUUGAAUUUAAUGUUUUGUAAUUAGACACUUAGCCUCACUAAUUUAUUCGAUCUUGUUUUCUGAAGCGAAAAAUUUAUGCACAUUUUUAACCUGGCACACUCUAGAGUCUGGAUGUUGCAUAUGUUUUUGUAAUAUACUGUAAAAAUUAUGGAAAAUCUCCAUCUUCACACAUUUUUCCCUUAUAGACCUCUUAAUAAAUUAUUUCGCUACAUUUUAAUUAUAAUAUUCAUUCAAAACCUUUCGUGUGUGCUUAAAUUUCAUCUGACAAAACUGAUUUUUUGAAUUUGUGAUGCCACAUGAUUUAAAAAUCUUAUCGAUGUAAUAAAAUAAAUUUCCAUUCUUAUCGUUAUGUGUGUCUCAAGGGCUCUUUUAAAGCAUGUCAAAUUAAAAUUUAAAUCAUAAUAAGGUACGUGAAGUGCCACUUUGCCCUCAAAGACAUAAAAAUGAUUAAUUAUCUUCAAAUCUGAAACAGAAAAUGGUUGAUUAAUUGAUACAUUCUUGUUGGUCUCAUUCUGCACAUCCUUCAAUUAGUUGUAAUGAUAUCUAGAAUGUAUUUAAUGGUUUUUUCGUGUCAUCUAUUCUUGCUCGUAGAGCAUUUUUCAGCUGUAAUCCUCUAGCAAUGGAACAAGCACUGCGCAAUGUGAUCCAAUUGACUAAUUAAUUGUACAUAUUUAAAACUUUUGCUUGUAAUGUAUUGAUGAUAUUAUUGUCAUAAAUUCGAAACUAAUGACUCUGUCCUUAUGUAAUUUUAUUUUCGUUGGACAAGAAUAAA
Molecule: messenger RNA, 1428 nt
Organism: Bolinopsis microptera
Lineage: Eukaryota; Metazoa; Ctenophora; Tentaculata; Lobata; Bolinopsidae
Product: vesicle-associated membrane protein 2-like
Exons: 6
Coding region: 82-423 (113 amino acids)
Biological process (GO): vesicle-mediated transport; vesicle fusion
Cellular component (GO): SNARE complex; plasma membrane
Molecular function (GO): SNAP receptor activity; syntaxin binding
Source: RefSeq, a predicted model, not a curated record